ACUGUCAAAAGAAAAUCACAAGACGGAGAGAUGUGUCUGUACUUAAAACUGUGUCUCUCUAUGCUUUUACAGACUAGACUUGGACUCCAGUCAUCUGACCAUAGGCCCACAAGAAUCUUUGCUUCAAUUGGAGACAGUGUGAGUUUACCAUGUGGUACAUCCUACAUCAAUUCCUGCUCCUCUGUUACCUGGAGUAUAGUGAAAGAUGGGUUUCCUAACCAAUUAGAACUAUCAGGCAAGGUGAAAGCGGAUGGUCCAAACUCAGGAAGAGCCAGUCGACUGAAAGUGGGACAUGACUGCUCUCUACAUAUUCAACCUCUUGAAAUAGAUGAUGGAAGACUUUACACCUGUGAAGAUGGGGAUACCAGUUCAAGUGUUUCUCUUCAGCUUCUCAACAUUACUCUGGCAACAGACACCAAUACAGCACCAGAGAUGGAUAUCAAGCUCCAAUGUUACCUGAAUAUAUUCUCAGGCCUUGUCCCACAAUGCAACCAAAGUGAAAUAAAGCUGAAUUGGCUGAAUGAGGCCAAUACAGUGCUACAGGGAGAGAGAUUUCAAACCGAACGUUCAUCUGCUUGCCUCUCUACGCUGACCAUCCGAGGUGUCAGGAAGACAGACCAUCACAGGAAGUGGCGGUGUCAACUGAUUGAAGGAGAGGUUGUGAAGACGUCCCUCAGCUAUACCACAGAAAUUACAGGAGGUAUAGAGGAAGUGUUUGUCGCAGUGGGUGAGUCAGUAUCACUUCCCUGUGCCACCCACUCCUCUCUCGAGGUGGGCAGCAGAUUCCAGUGGACUCUGGGUCAAAGGUCACUGUCCAGUCUGUCUCGGUCAGGCGAUGUCUCAGCUGGAACUCAGGGUCACCUUCCUGCAUCUCACAUCAGCCAAGACGGGUCUUUGGUCAUCAACAAUGUGAAAACACUGCAUUCUGGGCUCUACAACUGCUCGCAACAGAACAGAAUCUUACUACACACUCUGGAUGUAUCUGCAGAGCAUGCUACCACAGACGGAAACAAUCUCACCCUGACCUGCUCACUCACCUGUGUGGAAGAUUGUGGAGACUUCAAUUUAUCCUGGAUUCACAGUGGCCAAGAUGGGUUGCAGAGUGGCCCUAUAGGACAAAACAACACCCUCAUCUCCAAACUCUUCCUCCCUGACCGCCAGGGCACAGAGAAGAUAGCCUGCGCCGUGCUCAGAGAGGGGGUUGAAAUGGCUGUAAAGGAGUGGACCAUCCAGAGAGGUCGUGUUCUACCUGCAGUGGGAUGGUCAGUCCUUCUGCUACUGCUGCUCUGUGCUGUUGGAGGGGGCAUGUAUUGGAAGAGGCAGGGCAAGGGAAGUGCUGCUCAAGGAGAAGAACAGCAGACAACUGUUGCAAUGACUCAUCUCUAUGACGAGAUUCAAGAUCAACCAAUUCAACCUUCCGGAGUAACCAACAACAGUUUCUAUGAUCUUCUGCAGGCUGGGAACUGAGUGUAAUGUCAUGUCCUCUAUCUUUAGGCUGUUAGUUGAGUUUUAAAUCUAAUUUGACUACUUUGUACUUGGCAUUGUUUUGUGGUUUGGAUUUCCCUUGAUAUUUUGGAACAUUAUACGUGUCACCAUGACAUCAAGUCUAUGCAGGUUGUUUUUUAUGGUGGAAAUAAAUUCAUAAAAAGAAAAUAACCUCUACAGAAUAUCACCAGUUACCACAGUUAAAAACCCCGACAUAAGUUGGUUACAGGAACACAUUCAGUAUGACUCCUCAGUGUGGGGAGUUGAUGGCUAAGUCAUCCCACCUCCUGUCUUGAACAUCACUCUGCUGACUUUCACAUCCCACAUGAAACCUGGUAGCUUCUCUUCAGCAGUGUAAAACUCUGUAGAUGUAUGGGACUGAGACAAGACACAUCCCACAUGAAACCUGGUAGCUUCUCUUCAGCAGUGUAAAACUCUGUAGAUGUAUGGGACUGAGACAAGACACAUAACACAUGAGAGUGAACAGAUAAGUGUGUUUAUUUAAUACAGGAUGGCAGUGUGUGAGCAUUAGCAAUACAAGUAAAAACCCCAGAACAGCAUGUCUCUCUGUCUGGAACAGCUCCCAACUACACAUCAUUUGGUGUAGAAAAGCGUCAGCAAAAGUUGUUCCACCAUGGGGUCACAAAUAAAGGAAUAUGUCCAAUCAAAUCAAGCUAAAUACAAUUGGUCACCUCAUCCAUUUGAUGAUUUCACAACUAAGAUUGUUAUUGUGUAAUACUAUGUAGGCUAUACCAGGGGUUGAAAGAUAAGAUUGUUAUUGUGUAAUACUAUGUAGGCUAUACCAGGGGUUGAAAGAUAAGAGUGUUAUUGUGUAAUACUAUGUAGGCUAUACCAGGGGUUGAAAGAUAAGAUUGUUAUUGUGUAAUACUAUGGAGGCUAUACCAGGGGUUGAAAGAUAAGAUUGUUAUUGUGUAAUACUAUGGAGGCUAUACCAGGGGUUGAAAGAUAAGAGUGUUAUUGUGUAAUACUAUGUAGGCUAUACCAGGGGUUGAAAGAUAAGAUUGUUAUUGUGUAAUACUAUGUAGGCUAUACCAGGGGUUGAAAGAUAAGAUUGUUAUUGUGUAAUACUAUGUAGGCUAUACCAGGGGUUGAAAGAUAAGAUUGUUAUUGUGUAAUACUAUGUAGGCUAUACCAGGGGUUGAAAGAUAAGAGUGUUAUUGUGUAAUACUAUGGAGGCUAUACCAGGGGUUGAAAGAUAAGUGGGUGAAUAUCAUAAAAAAGCAUUUACAGAUGUUUUGUGAAGGGUUCGGUAAGACAUGGUGUGUUGAUUGAAAGAUGAUUAUUCUUUUCACUGGCAUUGAACUGAAAUAAAUAAAAAGAAAUACAAUGUAAUGAGA
This is a messenger RNA of Oncorhynchus mykiss (rainbow trout), 2843 nucleotides long. Lineage: Eukaryota; Metazoa; Chordata; Actinopteri; Salmoniformes; Salmonidae. The record is from RefSeq and is a predicted model, not a curated record.